CUCUCCAGACCGACUGACUUUAAAGAGCAGGUCCAAAAAGUCGUUUAUUGAGCAAAUAAUCUAAAAUAAUCAGUAUCGUUUAAACGCCGGCGCCCUGUAGUUUAAUACGUUGCUGUUUUUGUCUGUAAUAGUGUACCGGCUGUUUUUGGCGUGGUUAUUGUAAUUCAUUGCAUCAGCAACAACGUGCUUUAGAAUGAGCACCUAAUAUUUGUAGGCGCAGACUGAAAGGUUCAUUUGUGGAAUUACUGUAUAUUUUUGCACCACAAAUUCCGUUUGGCAACCCGAAGAGAUUGGAAUUUGCAGUAUGGAUGAAGGAGAGCUGGUGGAGUAUUUCAGGACACAGAUGAGCCAGGAUCCUGAUGUGGCCUCUGCAGUUGCGGCCAUACGCUCACUUCUGGAGUUCCUGAAGAGAGAUCAGAGUGAGACCAUCCUGGGCCUGAGGGAGAACCUGACCAAAGCCAUAGGCCGGCUGCAGGAGGCCGAUUCCUCUGUGGCUGUUUCCUCUGGAGGAGAACUCUUCUUACGGUUCAUCAGCCUCACCUCACUGGAGAAUCCAGAUCUUUCACAGUGCAGGAAUGUGAUGAUCGAGAGAGGAGAACUCUUUUUGAAGAAAAUUUCUUUGUCCAGAGGCAAAGUGGCCAAACUCUGCCACACGUUUAUUAAAGAUGGGGCUAAAAUCCUCACUCACUCCUCAUCCAGAGUUGUGCUGAAAGUUCUGGAAAGCGCUGCAGCUGAUAAGAAGCGUUUCACCGUCUAUGUCACUGAGUCACAACCAGAUUCUGCUGGCAAACUCAUGGCAGACAAACUGCGAAGACUUAAUAUCCCAGUCACAGUGGUGCUUGAUGCUGCAGUUGGAUACAUCAUGGAGAAGGUGGACCUGGUAAUAGUUGGUGCUGAGGGGGUGGUAGAAAGUGGAGGCAUCAUUAAUAAGAUUGGAACCUACCAGAUGGCAGUAUGCUCCAAAGCACACAACAAGCCAUUUUACGUGGUGGCAGAGAGUUUCAAAUUUGUGCGUCUUUACCCCCUCAACCAGCAAGAUGUGCCUCACAGAUUUAAGUAUAAAGCAGACACACUGAAAACUGCAGAGGACCUCAACCAGGAGCAUCCCAUAAUUGACUACACCCCUCCCUCCCUCAUCACACUGCUGUUUACUGAUUUGGGGGUGCUUACACCUUCUGCGGUCAGCGACGAGCUCAUCAAACUGUAUUUGUAACACUCUCAGCUGCCCCUUACAGGGACACAGUCAAAUCAAGAUCCACUUGACCUUGAUGCAAAUUCAUGUGGGUCAUCUCAGUUUAACUCCAUACCAAAAGCCAUUAAAAUCUUGUUGGUUUCCAUUGGAUAAUCUGAUUUGAAUAUUCAUAUGGCGCUAGUCUGCAUGCUUCAAGUGUGUUGUUAAAAGAUGUCAUACCCCUGACUUAAUGGAAGAAGAAGAAAAAAAGAAUUUAAAAAAUAAUCCACCAUUUGACUCAUUUUUCUAAAAGAAUCAGAUUUGAGGAAACUGUCAUGUUAUAUUGUUUAAGGUAGAGUGUGGUUACUUGUCAGCUUGGUCUUUGGGAGAACUAAGAACUUCAUAUUUCCCAGUACAAAAUUUUUUUUCUUAAAGAUGAAAGCAUGUUAGUUUGGUUAUAUAUAUAAAAAAAAAAAAAACAUUCAUUUGACUUUGUCAAUUUGCUUGUAUUAACUCUCAUCCAGGAAUUGUUAACACUAACUAUUUCAUUUCCUUAAACUUGUUUCAUCCCUAAUAAUUACAAAAUUUAAUAGGUGUUAGAGAAGGAAAUUUGCUAAAACAGUUAGCACCCUUGACUUAUGUUAUUCAUGCUUGUAUAUAUGAAGACAUUCAACGUAUGACUAUUAACCCACCGUAAAUGGAAGUUGAACUGAAGUAUUCAACCUGUAUGGUCUCGAAUGGUCUUCAAAAUAUGGUUUAAAGCAACUUGGCAUCAUUUAUGGGGUAUUGAAAAAUUGGCUCUCUGUGAACCCUGAACUGUGACAGACCUCAAUUUUUUUCCCCUCGCUUGAAAUAUACAGAUCCCAGUGGAACUUCAUUUUGAACACUGGAAUAGUACUGGAAGGAGAAUCAAAUUACAGACCAAAGCAUAUUUUUCCAGUUAACGUUGGCCAAUUGUUAAACCCUUUCAUCUGAUACUGACCUUAUUCAAAAGGUCCCAAUACAGUGCCUUGUGGAACACCAUGUUGUACUCUGGAAUACUUUAUUUUCAUUACGGAGACUCAAAUUACAUACCAAAGCUCCAAGGCCCCCCCCCCUCCCCCUCCCAGAGUGCACUUAAGUCAAAACACCUGACAAUUUUUGAAUAACUUUUAACCAAAACCUGCAGCUGACUGCAGAGGCCUAUAAUACAUUUAAUUUAAUGUUAACAAUCCCCAAAAAAUCUUUAUCUAACAGAAAGAAAAUAUAAAAACUCUUUCUAUAACCUACAAUGACUAGCUGUGCUGUAAUAAACCUGGCUUGAAAUGAGGGAAAGGGGGAAAACGGGAGGAAGGGAACAGCAAAGCUUGACAAUAUUAUACACACUCCAUUGACUAGAGGUGGUCAAACAGAUACAGUUUUGUACUGUACAGUUCUGUAUUUGAUAAACCCGAUAUGCCACCUGGUUGGCACAGAAGGCAUUGUGAAGACUGACAUAUAAAAAUAAUAUAAAAGCCAACACCCAAUACCACCACCAUUUA
This is a messenger RNA of Pygocentrus nattereri (red-bellied piranha), 2691 nucleotides long. RefSeq names its product eukaryotic translation initiation factor 2B, subunit 1 alpha (gene eif2b1). Gene Ontology annotation, molecular function: translation initiation factor activity; guanyl-nucleotide exchange factor activity. The transcript is spliced from 9 exons. Bases 305 to 1213 code for a protein of 302 amino acids. Gene Ontology annotation, cellular component: eukaryotic translation initiation factor 2B complex. The record is from RefSeq and is a predicted model, not a curated record. Lineage: Eukaryota; Metazoa; Chordata; Actinopteri; Characiformes; Serrasalmidae. Gene Ontology annotation, biological process: translational initiation.